GUUUAAACAAUUCAAUACAAGAUGUACAGAACCUUAGCUCGCCUUAAUGGCUUUGCCCCACUCAAGCAAUCGCUUGUUCACAGCAGAACUUUGGCUACCGAAGCCGCUGCUGCCUCUCCAAGACUUAAGACUUUUAAGAUUUACAGAUGGAAUCCCGACACUCCCGAAGUUGAACCAAAAAUGCAAUCCUAUGAAGUUGACUUGAACAAGUGUGGUCCAAUGAUUUUGGAUGCUAUUCUUAAGAUUAAGAAUGAACAAGAUUCUACUCUUACCUUCAGAAGAUCUUGUCGUGAAGGUAUUUGUGGUUCAUGUGCUAUGAACAUUGGUGGUAGAAACACUUUAGCUUGUUUAUGCCGUAUAGAUACCAACACUGCUAAGGAAGAAAAGAUUUACCCUCUUCCUCACAUGUAUAUCGUUAGAGAUUUGGUUCCUGACUUGACUCAUUUCUACAAACAAUACAAGUCCAUUCAACCAUAUUUACAAAGGGAAAGUCACCCUGCUGAUGGCCGUGAGAACCUUCAAAGUAUUGAAGACAGAGCCAAGUUGGACGGUCUUUACGAAUGUAUCUUGUGUGCUUGUUGUUCCACCUCUUGUCCUUCCUACUGGUGGAACCAGCAGGAAUACUUGGGUCCAGCUGUCUUGAUGCAGGCCUACAGAUGGUUGAUUGACUCUAGAGAUGAAGCAACCAAGUUCAGAAAGGAAAUGCUUCAAAACUCCAUGUCCUUGUACAGAUGUCACACUAUUAUGAACUGUUCUAGAACUUGUCCAAAGGGUUUGAACCCAGGUUUGGCCAUUGCUGAAAUUAAGAAGCAAUUGGCUUUUGACUAAAUAAUUUAGUCAUAGUUAUUUUUAUUUGCAUACGAUUAUCAAUUUCUCCUCCUACAUCAAAUAUGGUGAAGUACACCAUGUUUAUUCCCACUACAUAGAUUAAGUAUUGCUAAUCUUACGCUGUAUAGUAGUUUUGUGUAAGUUAAGGAUUUUUUUUUAAACAGUGUACCUAUGAAAUUUCUCCGGGACGUUCCGGGAUAGAAGCCAACAGGGUUUGAUGGAAUACCCAGGAAGAGACAAAGGAAAAUCUUUGAAAUACAUACAUUACAUACAUGCAUAAAGAGAG
Messenger RNA from [Candida] anglica, 1114 nucleotides. Lineage: Eukaryota; Fungi; Ascomycota; Pichiomycetes; Serinales; Debaryomycetaceae. The record is from the annotation of a GenBank genome assembly.